AUGGCAGUGUUCCAAUUCAAAGACAUCUGUGAUGCUAUGAAGAAAUUUCAGAUUCCCACAUCAGAGUUGUUUGAAGUCAAGGGAGCUGAGAAGAAAAGCCGCUCUCCUUCACCCGUGAAACGCAAAGCCAAACUGUCUGAGAAUCUGGAGGAUGAUAAUGAGGGUGAGAAUGGCACAGAAGUGAAGCCAAGCAGUGAUGAACUGGAGCAUCCUAGCCAAGAAGCAGAUGAGGCAGUAUCUACAAUUCCAAGCAGCCCAGCAGAUGGAGGAGAGAACCUGGGUGAGGAAAAAGAAUCCCCAGCUAUAAAAGAGCAUAAUCCAGUGCCUCAUGCAACCUGUGAAGAAGAUCAAGCUGAUGGACUGCAAGAUGAUUCCUCAGAAGUUGAAAUGAAUACUCAGGCAGAUUCUCAGAUCUCUUCCAUGGAAGCUGAAGAUACUUUGAUAACUCAGGAGGAGACAAUAAAGGAAGAGAAAUCUCAAGGUCCUGAAGUAGAUAAAACUAAUCAAGAGAGCAAAGGACAAGAUAAAGGUGCAGAAGAAGGGAAAGGAAAGCAGGUGAUUGAUUCCGUGCAGCCGGAAGGGCAAUGCAAUACAGAAAACAUUUCCAGUAUUGAUGGUUCUUGGGAAGAACCCAAAGUAUAUGAAGAUCAAUACCAGCUAAAGAACUAG
Protobothrops mucrosquamatus (brown spotted pit viper) is the source of this 669-nucleotide messenger RNA. Its product is annotated as ADP-ribose glycohydrolase MACROD2-like. Bases 1 to 669 code for a protein of 222 amino acids. The record is from RefSeq and is a predicted model, not a curated record. The transcript is spliced from 9 exons. NCBI's taxonomy places the organism in Eukaryota, Metazoa, Chordata, Lepidosauria, Squamata, Viperidae.